UUGCCGCCGCCUUCUCCUUCAUCUGCCGCAAGCGCGCACGGGUGGUGGUUCGGUUAUUUCCGGUCAUCUAUCCGACGGCACCGCUCACGCUUCCCGCCCCUCCAACCGCUGCCGGCGCGCCGCGCCUCCACAAUCCCCGAAGCAGAGCAGGCAACGCCCGGCACGGUAGCCGGUUGGCCAAGGCAGCACGCCCGCCCCGCCUCGCCGCGCGCGCACACAGAACUCGCCUGCUCGCUUGCGCGCACGCUUGCACUCCCCUCCUCUCACGCGCCCGGCGUGACAGAGAUGACGACGACAGGGCUCGCUCGCCGGCCGACCGGCGGCCGUGUCUUAUAAGAGCACGCGCGCGCGCUCGUCGGUAGAGCCUCGGACGCAAACAAGUCUGCAUCCAAGAAAGUAGGCGCGAGUCGAGUGAGCGGCCGCCGCGGACAGGGAUGGCUGCCGGGCUACUAGCGGUCGCCGCUGCCGCGGUGGCGCUGGCGGCGGCGGCGCUGCCGGUGCUCGCGGACAAGGACUGCUUCGAGAACUGCUUCAAGAACUGCGUCGGCAACGACAAGUCCAUGACCGACUACUGCAACUACGCCUGCGGCAUGACCUGCGGGCCCGACGGCGCGCUCCGCCGCCCCACUGCCGGCGCCGCCCUCGCCGGCCUCCCCAUAAACUGCCAGCUCGCUUGCGUCAGGGAGUCCUGCCACCCUCUCCGAGCAGAUGGCAAGGACAUGGACAUGGAGGCCUGCUACGGGCAGUGCUACCACAGCUGCAAGACUAAGGCCGGCCUGUCGAGGCCUCUCGGCGCCGGCGCCGGCACUGUCCGGCCGGCGGCGUUGCCCGACCACCCCUUCCACAAGAUGCAGGACGCCGUCCAGCCAACGGCGGAGCCGGACCCUGACGAGGUCAGCCGUCGAGCACGGGGACCCCUCCUCCCCUGAUUGACAAUGGCUGUCAUCGGAGUGCGAUAGAUGCCACAUGCCUACGCCUAAUAUCCGAUAUAUCUUGUUUAAUUUGUCGCGGUGACCCUAAUAAGAAACGAAAGUAUCGUCUUUAUCAACAUUUAGUUUGAAUGCGUUUAAUGAUUUGAAAUUUAUAAUUUAUUUGAAUUUAAUGUAUCUUGUUAAUUUGAACUUUAUAAUUUAUUUGAAUUUAAUGUAUCUUGUUAAUCAGUGACCUCUC
Molecule: messenger RNA, 1170 nt
Organism: Panicum virgatum (switchgrass)
Lineage: Eukaryota; Viridiplantae; Streptophyta; Magnoliopsida; Poales; Poaceae
Exons: 2
Coding region: 435-929 (164 amino acids)
Source: RefSeq, a predicted model, not a curated record